Scheffersomyces stipitis CBS 6054 is the source of this 690-nucleotide messenger RNA. RefSeq lists its product as uncharacterized. The transcript has a single exon. Gene Ontology annotation, biological process: import into nucleus. Bases 1 to 690 code for a protein of 229 amino acids. Lineage: Eukaryota; Fungi; Ascomycota; Pichiomycetes; Serinales; Debaryomycetaceae. Gene Ontology annotation, cellular component: cytoplasm. The record is from RefSeq and is a predicted model, not a curated record.
AUGGCUGCAGGUGCAUUUAUUCUUGGAUCCACAGGCUUGUGCGGGUACCAGAUGCUUCGAUUUGCCGAGAAAUCACUGUUGUUUGACAAGAUCAGCACCGUAGGCCGUAAACUUCCAGAUUUCAAGAGUGAAAAGGUCCAUCUAAUCCAAGAGGCAGACAGUGACAAAUGGCCCGAGAUCAUUGAAAAGGAAGCCAAGGGAUACAGCACCUUCUUCUCUGGAUUGGGUAGCACCAUUGGUGCCGCUGGAAGUGCAGAGAACUUUGAGAGAAUCGACUAUGGAAUUAACUACGCAGCAGCAAAGGCUGCAAAGAAGGCAGGUGUUCAAACAUUUGUUCUCAUUUCUGCCCCUCUUUCAAAUGCAAAUUCUCGCUUUCUCUAUAUUAGAACGAAGGGUAAACUCGAGGACGACAUCAUAGCGUUGAAGUUCGCCAGAACAAUCAUUUUGAGACCAGGUAUUUUACUUGGAGAAAGAGAAAAAUUCAGAAGCAUUACUGAAAGCAUUAUAGUAGGCAUCUCUAAGUACACCCAUGGUAACUUCCUCUCCGCAUUGACUGUGCCUGCGUACGGAGAGGAAAUGGGCCAAAUUGCUGUCAACUUAGCUCUGGAACCAAUUCCACAAAGUCAAACUGAGCCUAUUGUCAAUAUCAUAUCAGCUAAGCAGAUUACCAAUCUAGCCAAAAAGUUGUAA